AUGGCGGUCAGGGAGGGACCCGAGCGAGAGUACAAGGUACGUGUCGCAGCACGUCAGGUGGCGCGGACGGUCGUGCACCCGCAGUACGACCCGACGACCGUGGACAACGACGUAGCGCUGCUGCAGCUGCCCGAGGCGGUGGAGUCUGGCUCCCGCAUCGCCCCCGUCUGCCUGCCGGAGCAGGGCGCCACGCUGCCGGUCGGCGACACCUGCACCAUCAUCGGCUGGGGCAAGGAGCGCAACACACACAUAUUCGGCACCGAUGUUCUCCACGAAGCUGAGGUAGUGGUGGUGGUGGCCGUUCCAUUUGUCCCGGGUGUAACUAUCCUGACGUGUCUGGUGUUGCACGAGGCGUUCUGUGGGGGGACGCUGGUGGCCUCCCGCUGGGUGCUGACGGCGGCCCACUGCGUCAGGAGGAAGCUGUACGUGCGUCUCGGAGAGCACGACAUGGCCGUCAGGGAGGGACCCGAGCGAGAGUACAAGGUGGCGCGGACGGUCGUGCACCCGCAGUACAACCCGACGACCGUGGACAACGACAUAGCGCUGCUGCAGCUGCCCGAGGCGGUGGAGUCUGGCGCCCGCAUCGCCCCCGUCUGCCUGCCGGAGCAGGGCGCAACGCUGCCGGUCGGCGACACCUGCACCAUCAUCAGCUGGGGCAAGGAGUACAACACGCACAUAUUCGGCACCGAUGUUCUCCACGAAGCUGAG
Procambarus clarkii (red swamp crayfish) is the source of this 708-nucleotide messenger RNA. Lineage: Eukaryota; Metazoa; Arthropoda; Malacostraca; Decapoda; Cambaridae. The record is from RefSeq and is a predicted model, not a curated record.